AUUGACACACUCUUCGACCACAACUCCAAACAGUGGCGAAUAUUCACCGAAAUUGUCACCAAAACGCCGGAACUCCUACUUCUGAACAGUCUGUUCGCCACCAAUGGAUAUCAAUUGAGGAUAGCCGGCGGUGCGGUUCGGGACCUAUUGUGUGGACAUCGACCCAAAGACAUCGAUUUGGCCACCGAUGCCACUCCGGAUCAGAUGAAUCACAUGAUCAGAAAUCGGCGCAACAUUUGGGUCUUAAAGACCUCUUCAGGUCACCGAAACGGAACAGUUAUGGCGCGAGUGAACGAUAAGCUUAACUACGAGAUAACAACACUUCAUAAGUGGUCCACAGAUGAGACGCCGGGAAAGCCUAUAUUUAUCACCGAUUGGCGCACAGACGCCGAGCACCGGGACCUCACUAUAAACGCCAUGUAUUUAUCAUUCGACGGCCGACUAUAUGACUACUUCGAUGGCCUCCAAGACUUACAGCACCGGCGGAUCCGAUUCGUAGACACCGCUGAGCGGCCUAUCCGUCAAAACGCGAUCACUAUUUUACGGUACUUCCGGUUCUACUGUGAGUUCGGUGGCGGACACCCACACGACCCGAGCAUACUGUCCACAAUCGGACAGUACUCUCACCACUUGUUACACACCAGUGAACAGAAUCUGUGGAAAGAGUUUAAGAAAAUACUGUCUCUCGAC
Molecule: messenger RNA, 690 nt
Organism: Oppiella nova
Lineage: Eukaryota; Metazoa; Arthropoda; Arachnida; Sarcoptiformes; Oppiidae
Source: the annotation of a GenBank genome assembly